ACAGAAGAGUUCUUUGUACUUGUUACUAAGUUUAAUGAGUAAACUUAGUAACAGGACAGCCAAUGAAAUGACAGACUAAGCAGUGGAAUUUGUGUUCAGGAAGUUAGAUGACACUUUAUGAGGGUGCCAAAACGUGGGUGUAAUUUUCAGCCACUGAAUAUUUCAAGUGUAUUUGCCGUGUCACCAAGUCAAAAGAGCAGAUGAGAACCAUCAUGGGAAGAAAGACCAUUUUACUUCUGAUUAUGGGGGUUCUUGGGGCAUAUUAUGUUUAUAUACCUGUCCCAGAUAACAUUGAGGAGCCAUGGAAACUAAUGUUGGUUAACACAUAUAUGAAAACUUUAACAGAUUUGGUUCUGUUUAUUGAACUAUUGGGAAUCAACCAUGCCAUGAACAUUGUAAUGUUCUUUAUGAGCUUUCAAGAAGUCCCACCCACAUCUGAUGAAAAUGUCACUGUGAUGACAACUUUCAACAAUGUUCCUGUCUGCAUAUAUGUACCAAAAUGAAAGCCGGAGAGACUAAGAGGCUUAUUUUAUAUUCAUGGUGGUGGUUGGUGUUUGGGGAGUGCUGCUUUGUUUAGUUAUGACUUUCUGUCAAAACAGACAGGGGAUAGAUUUGAUGUUGUUGUCAUUUCAGUCAACUACAGACUAGCCCCUAAAUAUCACUUUCCAAAUCAAUUUGAAGACGUAUAUAAUGCAUUAAGGUGGUUCUUACACCAAGAUGUUCUUGAUAAAUAUGGUGUGGAUCCUGAAAGAAUUGGAAUUUCUGGAGACAGUGCUGGAGGGAAUUUAGCUGCAUCAGUGACUCAACAGCGUAUGUGUUUUGAAAACCUAGGUAUUAUUAGUCAUGGAGACUUAAUUUCCAUGAUAUUCAGUCUGGACUAUACACAACCACCCUCAGAUGAAAAUGUCACAGAGACCGAUACAGCAUUUGUUGGUACUCCGGUACAUUUGUACUUGCCAAAGAGAAAGUCAGAAAUCCCAAGAGCGGCUGUCACCUAUAUUCAUGGUGGUGGUUUUUGCUUUGGAAGUUUCACCCCAGGAAGCACCUUCCUCCCGAGUUUUGUCUCAGAUGCAGCUGCCUUCACCAGCCCCCCACUUCUGAGGGACUGUGUCUUUGACCCACUCUACCCCUCUGCGGAAUGUCUCAGCGAUCAAUGGCCGGGUGCCGGCUGCACCAAGGAAUGCUUGCGGUACUGUGCUGCUGCCAAUGCCCAGAGACUGUAUCCAGUUGCCAGCCUGUCCCAGAAAAAACUCCAGCCUGCUGGAGUCAUGUACAUCACUUGACUCUGGAAUUCUGAAUUUAGGGUGAUCUAUAGCCACAUAGAGGGUGCAUUCCAUGGAAUAAUUUCUCUUCUGCACUUUAAAUUUGGUUGCAGAACAGCAAAUCAGUGUAUUAGUUGGCUAUGUGGAAACCUGAUCAGUCUAAAAACUCAAGCCUCACUAUUUCAGGAAAAAAAGAACAAAGGUGCAAAGGAUUGA
Messenger RNA from Neofelis nebulosa (Clouded leopard), 1478 nucleotides. Its product is annotated as arylacetamide deacetylase-like. Gene Ontology annotation, molecular function: serine hydrolase activity; triacylglycerol lipase activity. Gene Ontology annotation, biological process: positive regulation of triglyceride catabolic process. The record is from RefSeq and is a predicted model, not a curated record. NCBI's taxonomy places the organism in Eukaryota, Metazoa, Chordata, Mammalia, Carnivora, Felidae. Gene Ontology annotation, cellular component: endoplasmic reticulum membrane.